Molecule: messenger RNA, 1537 nt
Organism: Choloepus didactylus (southern two-toed sloth)
Lineage: Eukaryota; Metazoa; Chordata; Mammalia; Pilosa; Megalonychidae
Gene: TMEM101
Product: transmembrane protein 101
Exons: 4
Coding region: 29-802 (257 amino acids)
Biological process (GO): positive regulation of canonical NF-kappaB signal transduction
Source: RefSeq, a predicted model, not a curated record
AGGCCGCGGAGGACUGCCCUUCCCCAAGAUGGCGUCGAAGAUGGGUUCGCGACGGUGGAUGCUGCAGCUGAUAAUGCAGUUGGGUUCUGUGCUGCUCACACGCUGCCCCUUCUGGGGCUGCUUCAGCCAGCUCAUGCUGUACGCUGAGAGGGCCGAGGCACGCCGGAAGCCCGACAUCCCAGUGCCCUACCUGUACUUCGACAUGGGGGCGGCCGUGCUGUGCGCUAGCUUCAUGUCCUUUGGUGUGAAGCGGCGCUGGUUUGCGCUGGGGGCCGCGCUGCAGCUGGCUAUUAGCACGUACGCCGCCUACAUCGGAGGCUACGUCCACUACGGGGACUGGCAGAAGGUCCGUAUGUACUCGCGCACAGUUGCCAUCAUCGGUGGUUUUCUCGUGUUGGCCAGCGGUGCUGGGGAGCUAUACCGCCAGAAACCCCGUAGUCGCUCCUUGCAGUCCACCGGCCAGGUGUUCCUGGGAAUCUACCUCAUCUGUGUGGCCUACUCGCUGCAGCACAGCAAGGAGGACCGGCUGGCGUAUCUGAACCACCUCCCAGGAGGGGAGCUCAUGAUCCAGCUGUUCUUCGUGCUGUAUGGCAUCCUGGCCUUGGCCUUCCUGUCAGGCUACUACGUGACCUUGGCUGCUCAGAUCCUGGCAGUGCUGCUGCCCCCAGUCAUGCUGCUCAUUGACGGCAAUGUUGCCUACUGGCACAACACACGGCGCGUCGAGUUCUGGAACCAGAUGAAGCUCCUUGGAGAGAGUGUGGGCAUCUUUGGGGCUGCUGUCAUCCUGGCCACUGAUGGCUGAAUUGCAAGGCAAGAUGCUGACAGGAUGUAGGGAGCCACUGAGGGCUGCCCUGCCUUGUUCCUUGCUGGCCCAGUUGCUGUUUAUUUAUGCUUUUCAGUCUGUUUGUUUGAUAUUUUUAUUUUUUAUUUUUUUUUCUUUAGUAGGAGACAGGUCUCUUUCCCAAAUUCCUGUGCUUGGCCCUUGGGAGGGUGGGAGCCCUGAAGAUGAUGCUUCACAGGUUUGUUCCUUGUCAUUUUAAGGAGAGUCGAGGGCCAGCUGCUCCCCAGGCCUUCUAUCCCUGAGAAGGGAAUAAAGUGGGGCUGGAGUGGGAGCACUGAUAAUGGAGACAGAGGAAGGAAGACAGAGAACUGGUGGGAGCAAAUGUGAAAAAUUACUUUUUGAACCUGGUGGAUUCAGCCUGGCUCUGCAGUGGUUUUUUGAAGACUGAGUAAGUGUGUAGGUUGAUCCAUGUGUAUCAGGCCCAGGAAGAGCAGAGGGGCUGAGCUGGGCACCACCAAAGACACCUGGAUUCUCAGGUAUGCCAGGGGCAAAGACAGUACUAGCUCUCUCCUGCCCACUUUGAGAACAGAGCAGGCCCCAGUCUGCUCUGGGGUGUGCCAAGGAGGGGUGAGGAGUGGCCAACUUCCUGCUUCCUGCUGUCUCUGUUUCCAGCUGUGUGGUUGGCCUGGUAAGGGUGGAGGGCCUUCCCAAACACCAGACCGCAUGGUCCUCCAAAAAAUAAACAUUUUAUAUAGA